Molecule: messenger RNA, 1991 nt
Organism: Arabidopsis thaliana (thale cress)
Lineage: Eukaryota; Viridiplantae; Streptophyta; Magnoliopsida; Brassicales; Brassicaceae
Gene: CYP82G1
Product: cytochrome P450, family 82, subfamily G, polypeptide 1
Exons: 2
Coding region: 32-1240 (402 amino acids)
Biological process (GO): terpenoid biosynthetic process
Cellular component (GO): membrane
Molecular function (GO): monooxygenase activity; 4,8,12-trimethyltrideca-1,3,7,11-tetraene synthase activity; iron ion binding
Source: RefSeq, marked reviewed
AUUAUCCCAUACAUUAAACAAAGUGAUCACCAUGACUUUUCUCUUUAGUACUCUCCAGUUGUCUCUCUUCUCUUUGGCCCUUGUAAUCUUUGGUUACAUUUUCCUCAGAAAACAAUUGAGUAGAUGUGAAGUUGAUAGCUCCACGAUUCCUGAGCCAUUGGGAGCUUUGCCUCUAUUCGGACACCUCCAUCUUUUGCGUGGCAAAAAACUCCUUUGCAAGAAAUUAGCUGCCAUGUCCCAAAAACAUGGUCCUAUCUUCUCCCUCAAGUUAGGGUUUUAUAGGCUGGUUGUAGCCAGCGACCCAAAAACGGUGAAAGAUUGUUUCACCACCAACGACUUGGCUACAGCAACCAGACCCAAUAUAGCCUUUGGUCGGUACGUAGGCUACAACAAUGCAAGUCUGACUCUGGCUCCCUAUGGAGACUAUUGGCGUGAGUUACGUAAGAUUGUCACCGUCCAUCUAUUCUCAAACCACAGUAUAGAGAUGCUUGGUCACAUUCGUUCUUCAGAAGUAAACACGUUGAUCAAACACCUAUACAAAGGGAAUGGUGGAACUUCUAUAGUGAAGAUUGACAUGUUAUUUGAGUUUUUGACCUUCAAUAUAAUCCUUAGGAAGAUGGUGGGGAAGAGGAUUGGUUUCGGUGAAGUGAAUAGCGAUGAAUGGCGUUAUAAGGAGGCCCUGAAGCAUUGCGAGUACUUGGCUGUGAUUCCUAUGAUAGGCGACGUUAUUCCAUGGUUGGGAUGGUUGGAUUUUGCAAAAAAUUCUCAAAUGAAGAGACUAUUUAAGGAGCUUGACUCAGUCAACACCAAGUGGCUCCACGAACAUCUCAAGAAGAGAUCAAGAAAUGAGAAGGAUCAAGAAAGAACAAUCAUGGAUCUACUGCUAGACAUCUUACCAGAGGAUAUUGUGAUAAGUGGACACGUACGCGAUGUCAUUGUGAAGGCAACAAUUUUGGCUCUCACAUUAACAGGAUCAGACAGCACAUCCAUCACUUUGACAUGGGCGGUAUCGCUGCUACUCAACAAUCCAGCUGCUUUAGAAGCAGCACAAGAAGAGAUUGAUAAUAGUGUCGGCAAAGGUAGAUGGAUUGAAGAAUCCGAUAUACAAAACCUCAAGUACCUACAAGCUAUUGUUAAGGAAACGCACCGACUUUACCCGCCGGCUCCUCUAACAGGUCACAAAUCAAAGAAUCUUUAUUGUCAUUAUAAUUCUUAUUUCAUGACCUUAUUAAUCUUGUAAAUGUUCAACCUGAAUUGUUUAUACAAAAUGAUGAAUGAUUAGGAAUCCGCGAAGCACGUGAAGAUUGUUUCGUGGGAGGAUACCGUGUUGAGAAAGGCACACGCUUGCUCGUAAACAUAUGGAAACUUCAUAGGGAUCCCAAGAUCUGGCCUGACCCCAAAACCUUUAAGCCUGAGAGGUUCAUGGAGGAUAAAUCACAAUGUGAAAAGAGCAACUUUGAAUACAUUCCUUUCGGUUCGGGAAGGAGGUCGUGUCCGGGAGUCAAUCUUGGUCUAAGAGUUGUACACUUUGUAUUGGCUAGAUUGCUUCAAGGGUUUGAGUUACACAAAGUGUCUGAUGAACCACUGGAUAUGGCUGAAGGGCCUGGUUUAGCCUUGCCAAAGAUUAACCCGGUCGAAGUAGUUGUAAUGCCUCGGCUCGACCCGAAGUUGUAUAGUUUACUCUAAACCAUUGUGUACUCGAUAAUUAUUGGGAGCUUCUUGUGAUCAUGCCUUUCUGAUUUUAGACAUGUAUGGUGUCAAUGGUUUAAAAAAACAAUUUGGGAAAGGAGAGACAACCAUAUUGGAACAACUUUUUAUAUUGAAUAAUAUUGUAUUAAAUGCUGUAUAAAUCAUAUACAUGCACAUAUUGAAAGAAAAGUUAGUAUAAAAUUUAGAUGAAAGCAUAUAUAAUGGUUCAUUUAUUUGUUUAGUGAAAAAAAGAAAGAUCUUUGGGAGAAAAGGAAUCACAUUGUAAGAUUUUUGUAACUUAG